Serinus canaria (Common canary) is the source of this 6748-nucleotide messenger RNA. RefSeq names its product taste 1 receptor member 3 (gene TAS1R3). The transcript has 6 exons. The coding region runs from base 16 to 2535 and encodes 839 amino acids. Gene Ontology annotation, molecular function: G protein-coupled receptor activity; sweet taste receptor activity. NCBI's taxonomy places the organism in Eukaryota, Metazoa, Chordata, Aves, Passeriformes, Fringillidae. The record is from RefSeq and is a predicted model, not a curated record. Gene Ontology annotation, cellular component: membrane. Gene Ontology annotation, biological process: G protein-coupled receptor signaling pathway; sensory perception of sweet taste; sensory perception of umami taste.
CAGGUUCCCCCCAAAAUGCAGCAGCUGGUGGCAGGGCUGGGGCUGUGCCUGGCCUGGGGCUGUGCUGCCUCCCUGAGCCCCUGGUGCCUGUCAGCCCAGCUCAGGAGGCCGGGGGAUUUUGUCCUGGGGGGUUUGUUCCCCUUUGGCAAGGACACCGUGAAGCUGGCAGCUCGCUCCGAGCCCACCCCCGUGCUCUGUGACAGGCUGUUCACGGACGGGCUGCUCUGGGCCCUGGCCAUGCGCUUUGCCAUCGAGCAGAUCAACAACAGCAGCUGGCUGCUGCCGGGGGUGACACUGGGCUAUGACAUGUGCGACACCUGCUUCGAGCCCCUGGUGGCCCUGCAGCCCAGCCUCCUCUUCCUCACCCGCAACGGCACCAGGGCCAUCGGGGUCCUGUGUGACUACAGCGAGUACCAGCCCCGUGUCACCGCUGUCAUCGGGCCCCACAAGUCCGACCUGUGCCUGCUCACGGCCAAGCUCUUCAGCUCCUUCCUCAUCCCGCAGGUGAGCUACGGUGCCAGCAGCGAUGCCCUGGGCAAUGCCGAGCUCUACCCGUCCUUCUACCGCACCGUGCCCAGCGACAAGAACCUGGUGGAGGCCGUGGUGCUGCUCCUCAACCACUUUGGCUGGAACUGGGUGGCCACGGUGGCCAGCGACGACGAGUACGGCCGAGGGGCCCAGGCCCUGUUCCUCAGCAUGGCCAGCGCCAACAGCAUCUGCAUCGCCUUCCAGGGGCUCAUCCCCACCGACCCCACCGAGCCCGAGGCCGGCAAGCAGCUGGAGAACGCAAUUAAUUUAAUUAACAGCACCAAGGUCAACGUGGUGGUGCUGUUUGCUCACAGCCUGCCCGCCCAGGCCCUGCUGGAGCGCAGCCUGGCCCUGGGGCUGCCCAAGAAGGUCUGGGUGGGCAGCGAGGCCUGGCUGCUCUCCGACAUCGCCACCUCCACGCCCGGCGUGCAGAGCGUGGGGACCGUGCUGGGCUUUGUCAUGAGGACGGGGACGGUGCCCGGCUUCCAGGAGUUCGUGGCCGAGCUCUUCAGCUCCAUGGCUCAGGAGGAGUUCUGCCAGAGCUCCAGGGAGCUGAGCGGGCUGGGCAGCGCCGAGGAGCUGGACACGCACUGCCGCCAGUGUGCCAACGUCACCCUCGGCGACAUCUGGCCCAUGCUGGGGGUGACACCCACGCAGCCCGUGCACGUGGCCGUGUACAGCGUGGCCCACGCGCUGCACAGAGCUCUGGGCUGCACCUCCAAAGGCUGUCCCAAAACAGCCAUCAGGUCCUGGCAGCUGCUGCACUUCAUGAACACCCUCCCCUUCGAGGUGAACGGGCAGAGCUUCAGGUUUGAUCAAUCCCACGGCACCAACACGGGCUACAGACUCAUCGUCUGGGCCUGGAGGGAUGGCACUGUCACCUACCUGCCCGUGGGGGACUACGACCAGUCCCUGUACGUCCGUGCGUCCCAGAUCCAGUUCCACACUGCGGAUAAGAAGGAGCCCACAUCCGAGUGCUUCAGGCGCUGCCAACCAGGGCAGUUCAGAAGAAUCAAAGGAUUCAACUUCUGCUGCUACGACUGCACAGACUGCCCAGAGAACACCUUCUGGAGCAGCACAGACAGCACCAGCUGCUCCCCGUGCCCGCAGCACCAGUGGGCCCCGGCCCGCAGCACGCGCUGCCUGGACCGCGCCGAGAGGUUCCUGUCCUGGGCCGAGCCCCUGGCCCUGUGCCUGCUGACCCUGACGGGCACGGCUGCGGCCCUGAGCUGCGGGGCAGCGCUGCUGUUCCUGCGGCACCUGCAGAGCCCGCUGGUGCAGCUGGCGGGGGGUGCCAGGAGCCUCUUUGCCCUGCUCUGCCUGCUGCUGCAGAGCCUGGGCUGCUGCCUGCUGCUGGGCAGGCCCAGCGCGGCGCUGUGCCCGCUGCAGCAGCCCUGCCACGCCCUGUGCCUCAACGGCUGCCUCUCCUCGCUGCUGCCCAAGGCCCUGGAGGUCACCCUGGUGACAGAAUUCCCCCGCCGUGCCCCCAGGCUGCUGCGCUGGGUCACCCACGGCAGGGCCUGGCUGCUGGUGGCCGCCUCCAUCCUCACCCAGGUGCUGCUCUGCUGGUGCCACCUCCACCUGGGCCCCGAUUACCUGGUGACCGACUACGAGUCCCUGCCCAGCGAGGUGCUGCUGGUGUGUGGCACCCGCUCCUGGGCAGCCUUUGUCCUCCUGCACGGCUACAACAGCUGCCUGGCCUUCCUCUGCUUCCUGUGCACCUUCAUGGUGCAGACCCCGCGCAGGAGGUACAACGUGGCCAGGGGCAUCACCUUCGCCACCUUCAUCUAUUUCAUCGUCUGGAUCUUCUUCGUGGCCAUCUUUGCCACGCUCAGGACGGUGCUCAGGGCCGUCACGCAGAUUGGCACCGUCCUGGCCACCACCCUGGGCAUCCUGGGCAGUUACUUUGUGCCCAAGUGUUACAUCUUGGUGUUCAGGCCUGACCUGAACACGGGGGAUUAUUGCCAGAGCCUGUCUGAGGAGCAGCCAGAGGAGGACAGGCAAUAAAGCCCAGCCUGUGCCACCUGCCCCUGACACAAGCUGGGUUUGAAGGAGAAAAUCCUCUUUUUCUGAGCACUCUGUGGCCCCAGGAACAAUCCGAUCUGAAUCAGGAGCUGUGGAAGCACAGGGCUCAGCAAGAGCAGCCUCCAUCCUCUCUGCAAACACAUUUCAGCCCCAAAAGGAGCCAAAAUUAGGUUCAGUAAUAAAGGACCUCCAGAAAUGAUAUUUUACAUUUUACAUCUCCAGUCUGGCCAUGUGAGUCCCCCACGGCACCCCCUGUAAACACUCUGAUAAAUUUCCCUUUCUUAUGAAUUAACAUCUCCUGAGACAGGCCCGGGAAUCCUCUCCCAGGCCUUGUGAGAGCUCCCCAACAAUUCCAACACAUCCCAUCCAACAAAAGAGGAGCACAAAGAACAUUCUGGCAGUGCCAGCAGCGCUGGGUGCGCCACCCAGGGGGCACUGCCCCCUCCAAUGCCACCUGUGUCCCAUGGAAAUCAGGGAUGGGCUGGUGGAAAUGAGCUCUGUGCCAAUCCCACCUCGGAGCUCCCCAAAAUUCACCCAAAAUCACCCAAAAUUCAUCCAAAAUCACCCAAAUUCACCCAAAAUCACCCAAAUUCACCCAAAAUUCACCCAAAAUCACCCAAAUUCACCCAAAAUCACCCAAAUUCACCCAAAAUUACCCAAAUCCACCCAAAAUUCACCCAAAAUCACCCAAAUUCAGCCAAAAUCACCGAAAUUCACCCAAAUCACCCAAAAUUACCCCAAAUUCACCCAAAAUUCACCCAAAAUCAGCCAAAUUCACCCAAAAUCACCCAAAAUCACCCAAAAUUCACCCAAAAUUCACCCAAAUUCACCCAAAAUUCACCCAAAAUCACCCAAAUUCAGCCAAAAUCACCGAAAUUCACCCAAAUCACCCAAAAUUCACCCAAAUUCACCCAAAUUCACCCAAAAUUCACCCAAACCUGCCCAUUCCUGCCAGGUCAAAAUCACCCAAAUUCACCCAAAUCACCCAAAAUCACCAAAAUUCACCCAAAAUCACCCAAAUUCACCCAAAAUCACCCAAAUUCACCCCAAAUCACCCCAAAUCACCCAAAAUUCAUCCAAAAUCACCCAAAAUUCACCCAAAAUUCACCCAAACCUGCCCAUUCCUGCCAGGUCAAAAUCACCCAAAUUCACCCAAAUCACCCAAAAUUCACCCAAAAUCACUGAAAUUCACCCAAAUCACCCAAAAUUCACCCAAAAUCACUGAAAUUCACCCAAUAUCACCCAAAUUCACCCAAAAUCACCCAAACCUGCCCAUUCCUGCCAGGCAGAACCAAGGCAGCACCCAGGCACAGCACCAACAUUUUUCUUUUCCCCACUCCUGCUGACAAGGAGCUGUUCUGCUCUUUUAUUCCUGGAAAAGUUUCUCCAUUUCUGCUCUUUUAUUCCCUAAAUUAAAUUUUUUCCACCUCUCCAGUGUGUGCUACUGGAAUUUAAGCACUCCAGCUCAGUGAAAGGAUUUGUAAAUUAAUCUAAACCAGUGAAUAUUCUCAUAAAUGAAAAAUAAAAUAAAAUAAAAAUAAAAUAACCUUUUGGUGCAGUGCAAAGUCACUUUGUCCCCAGUUUUUGUGAUCCCCUCCAUCCAAAAUUAUUCCUCGGUGUGAUUAAAAGAACCAAAACUCUGACCUGGAGUUGCUGUUCCUGGAGCCUGCAGGAAUUCUCCACAACCCCCUGAAAUUCCCAGGAAUUCUCCACAACCCCCUGAAAUUCCCAGGAAUUCUCCACAACCCCCUGAAAUUCCCAGGAAUUCUCCACAACCCCCUGAAAUUCCCGGGAAUUCUCCACAACCCCCUGAAAUUCCCAGGAAUUCUCCACAACCCCCUGAAAUUCCCAGUAUUCCUGAAAUUCCCAGGAUUCCUGAAAUUCUCAGUUUUCCUCCUCCAGGGCUGUGGUUCCAUAGCUUUAAACAACUUUUGAUCAUCAUUCCAGAAACAGGGAGAGGAAAAAAAUCUGAUUUAACUCCAUCAGGCCCUGCAGGAAAAGGUUGCCCAAAAUCCUGAUUAUUUAAUAUUCACCUAAAUUCUGAUAACUUAAUAUUUCACCUAAAUUCUGACCAUUUAAUAUUUACCUAAAUUCUGAUCAUUUAAUAUCCACUUAAAUUCUGAUAAUUUAAUAUUCAUUUAAAUUCUGAGCAUUUAAUAUUUACCUAAAUUCUGGUAAUUUAAUAUUCACCUAAAUUCUGACCAUUUAAUAUUCACUUAAAUUCUGACCAUUUAAUAUCCAUUUAAAUUCUGAUAAUUUAUUAUUCACUUAAAUUCUGACCAUUUAAUAUUCACCUAAACUCUGAUUAUUUAAUAUUCACAUAAAUUCUGACCAUUUAAUAAUCACUUAAAUUCUGUCCAUUUAAUAUUCCCCUAAAUUCUGAUCAUUUAAUAUUCCCCUAAAUUCUGAUCUUUUAAUAUUCACUUAAAUUCCAAUAAUUUAAUAAUCACUUAAAUUUUGAUAAUUUAAUAUUCACUCAAACCUGACCAUUUAAUAUUCCCUACAAUUCUGAUAACUUCAUAUUCACUUAAAUUCUGACAAUUCAAUCAGUACUUAAAUUCUGACCAUUUAAUAUUCAUUUAAUUCUGAUCAUUUAAUAUUUACUUAAAUUCUGACCAUUUAAUAUUCAUUUAAAUUCUGACUAUUUAAUAUUUACUUAAAUUCUGAUCAUUUAAUAAUCACCUAAAUUCUGAUUAUUUAAUAUUUACCUAAAUUCUGAGCAUUUAAUAUUCACUUAAAUUCUGAUUAUUUAAUAUUCACUUAAAUUCUGACCAUUUAAUAUUCACUUAAAUUCUGAUAAUUUAAUAUUCACUUAAAUUCUGAUAAUUUAAUAAUCCCCUAAAUUCUGAUAAUUUAAUAUUCACUUAAAUUCUGAUAAUUUAAUAAUCCCCUAAAUUCUGACUAUUUAAUUUUUACUUAAAUCCUGACCAUUUAAUAUUCCUUUAAGUUCUGAGCAUUUAAUAUUCAUUUAAAUUCUGACCCUGUAACAUUCCCUCAUUCACUGGAAAUGCUGGCUUGGUGUUAUUUAAAUUCUAUUUCAGCCCUUGCUGUGUGAUCUGGCCCAGCUCUGCCUCACCAAGCUGAGCCUGCUCUUUUUAUUGAAACCGAAAAAAUCAGAAUAAUUUAGGCUGGAAAACCUUUCAAUGUCGAGUCCAGCUGAGCCCUCAGGGCACCCUGAGAAACCCAGAGCUCACAGAGUGAUCCAGGAUUCUCCUGGAGAGUCCAAAAAUGAACAAUUCCAGGAAAUAAAUCCCAGAGAAACACUGCAAAGAACUGAGCACACCCACGGGGGUUAUCACAUAAAAUUAAAAGCUUUUUAGUGUUUAAAAUAGCAUUUACACAGAAGCAGCUAUAUAUUAACUAUACAGACACUUGGCUUUUGAUACAAUAUCUACAAAAAAGAAUUCCAUGGUGCCAAAGACAUCGAAGAGAACAGUGCAGUCCAUGCUAGGAGGUCACUCCUGGAGUAGAACCAGUUCUAGGACAGGUCAGAGCCUGGGGGUUCAUUCUUUAAAAUCAUGUCACUCUGCUCCUCUACUGUACAGAAAAUUCUUUACAGCUAUUUCUAAUCACUGAGGAGAAUUCAGCAUUUGAAGUCGAUCUUGUUACAAUCCAGUUAAAUGCAAAACAAAAACAAAAAUUAAAAUAAAAUAAAAACCCCAAAACAAUUCCAUCGACCCAAGAGCUGUCAAGUCUCAGGAGGGGAGAGAACAAAAAUCAGAGAGAGAACAAAAAAUCCACAUCUGUGCAUCACUGCCAUGCCAGAAAUCCUCUGGAUGGAGUGCCCAGGGCAUGGUUCCUUGGAAAACAGGAGGUCAAAGACACCAGCAAUGCUUUUAAAACUUUUGGCCCAAAAAAUUUCCUCUUCAGGGUUCAGGGAGGGGUGCAGACACCCCCUGAGCAGAUGAGGUGUCACCCCAAAGAGUUUCCUGUCCCUGCUGCAGGGAGGGUCAGCUCUGAGCUCAAAAUUCACUUGAUUUGCUAAAGGAACUCAAGAAUUGCUUCGGUCCAGGUCCUCCAGGCUCCUGCUCUCAGGGUGCUGCCAUGCCCUGCAGAGCAAAAACCCAUCAAAAACCAUCAAAAUCCAUCAAAAUCCAUCAAAAACCAUCAAAAACCCAUCAAAAACCAUCAAAAAUCCAUCAAAAAACCAUCAAAAAAACCAUCAAAAAUCCAUCAAAAACCAUAAAAAAAUCCA